AUGUCGGAGCCGAGCCGGGCGGCGCUGCUGGCCUACCUGGGCGAGCGCGGGGGCCGGGCCCGGCGGGCCGAGCUGCUCGCCCACUUCCGAGCCGCGCUGCAGCCCGCCCAGCCCCACGCCCGGGACCGCUUCAAGCGGCUCGUCAACGCCGUGGCCGUCGUCCGGACCGACGCCGCCGGGGACAAGUACGUCUGUCUGAGGAAGAAGUUCCUCGACGACGACGAGGAAGAGGAGCCGCCCCCCUCAGGCCCGGCAGGCGAGGACGGCGCUUCUUUGGCUUCCUUCUCGGCCGAAGAGGAUGCCGGGAGCGGCGGCCCCACUUUGGCCUCCUCCUCUGCCGAAGAGGAUGCCGGGAGCGUCGGCCCCACUUUGGCCUCUUCUUCUGCCGAAGAGGAUGCCGGGAGCGGCGGCCCCACUUUGGCCUCUUCUUCUGCCGAAGAGGAUGCCGGGAGAGUCGGCCCCACUUUGGCCUCCUCUUCUGCCGAAGAGGAUGCCGGGAGAGUCGGCCCCACUUUGGCCUCCUCUUCUGCCGAAGAGGAUGCCGGGAGCGUCGGCCCCACUUUGGCCUCCUCCUUUGCCGAAGAGGAUGCCGGGAGCGUCGGCCCCACUUUGGCCUCUUCUUCUGCCGAAGAGGAUGCCGGGAGCGUCGGCCCCACCUUGGCCUCUUCUUCUGCCGAAGAGGAUGCCGGGAGCGUCGGCCCCACUUUGGCCUCCUCUUCUGCCGAAGAGGAUGCCGGGAGCGGCGGGGGCGGCGGCCCGUCCGCCCUGGACCCGCUGGAGCACGCCUGGAUGCUGAGCGCCUCGGACGGGCGCUGGUCCGGCCUGGAGGGCCUGCUGGCCUGCGAGCCGGCCCUGCUGGCCAAGAGGGACUUCGUCACCGGCUUCACCUGCCUCCACUGGGCCGCCAAGCACGGCCGCCACGAGCUGCUGGCCGCCCUGGCCCACUUCGCCGCCCGCCGGGGGCUGCCCGUCCAUGUCAACGCCAGGACCAGCGCCGCCGGCUACACCGCCCUGCACCUGGCCGCCAUGCACGGUCACCUGGAGGUGAUGAAGCUCCUGGUCGGGGCCCUCGACGCCGACGUCGACGUCAGGGACUACAGCGGCAGGAAGGCCUCGCACUACCUCCACCGGGGCACGGCCCAGGGGAUCAAGAACCUGGUGGGCGCCCUGGACAACGGCGACGACGACGACGACGAGGCGGCGGGCGUCGAGCCCCGGCGGUGGAGGCUCUCCAGGAUCCUCAUCCCCCACAGACAGGCCCACCCGUCCGAGGACGGCGGCAACCACCACCACCAUCACCACCACCACCAGCCGGCCGACAGCAGGCCCAAAGAGCCCGGCCACAAGGCCGGCGGCGGCGGCAGGAUGAAGCCCAGGCUGAAGAAACUCCGCUUCCGCACUCAGAUCGUCCACCCCGGGCCCUCCUUCAGAGACGAAGAGGAGGAGGAGGAGGAAGGCGGGGAGGAGGAGGAGGCGGGGGGCGACGGGACCCUCAAGGGCGGCCCUUCCGCUGCCAAGUCGAGGCCCAAGUCCAGCGUGUUUGGGUAAAGGUCGGCAGGGUUGACCGGAUCCCAAGCUCCGGGGCAGCACCGGGCAGCGGGGAAGGAUCGAGGACAAUGAGCCGUCCGC
This is a messenger RNA of Tachyglossus aculeatus (Australian echidna), 1629 nucleotides long. It is a transcript of the gene SOWAHC, whose product is annotated as sosondowah ankyrin repeat domain family member C. NCBI's taxonomy places the organism in Eukaryota, Metazoa, Chordata, Mammalia, Monotremata, Tachyglossidae. The transcript has a single exon. The record is from RefSeq and is a predicted model, not a curated record. Bases 1 to 1548 code for a protein of 515 amino acids. Gene Ontology annotation, molecular function: protein binding.